Diaporthe amygdali is the source of this 2139-nucleotide messenger RNA. RefSeq lists its product as uncharacterized. The coding region runs from base 1 to 2139 and encodes 712 amino acids. The transcript is spliced from 4 exons. NCBI's taxonomy places the organism in Eukaryota, Fungi, Ascomycota, Sordariomycetes, Diaporthales, Diaporthaceae. The record is from RefSeq and is a predicted model, not a curated record.
AUGACUUGUUCCGUGUCGACCCUGUCGUCUCAUUCAGCAAGCCGCGCCCCAUCGCUUGACGGCUCGACAUCUCCUGUGUUUGAUACUGCAGACUACAUGACGGACAGCGACCCGCCCUUUGUCGCAUCGGAUAAUAUGCCCCAUACCCAGGCAGCGCUCGACUCUCAAUUCAAGGGCGCUAUAGGAAAACUCUCCGAUGUAACAUCUUGCCAGCCCCAACCGGCUGCUAAUAGACCACAGAGUCUGGGCCUACCCCUUCGGAUGCGGGACGGUGACUGCACCGAGCCAGACGCAAAUAAUAAUCUCAAAAGGGCAAACACCCAUCCCAUCAGGGCCUCAUCAGUCAGUCUGAGGAAGGCCUCAAAUCGGGCCUUUGAUUAUCCCCACGACACUGUCGACGCCGACCCUAGUGCAGCACUCACUUCAAGGAUCGCCGCAUCUAUCCUUCGAGAGGGCUAUGGCGUCAAGGCAGCCAAGACCACAGUGCCGCUCAAGGUCCAGGAUGCCGUGCACCGUUGUCUCCAGGAAGUGUCAACUACCGUACAGAGGGAGCACCCACCAUGGGCUCUUCCACAGUAUCGCCCAGGGGACUCCAAGCCGUAUGCUGCGGAUUCAGACUCGCAAUCCAGGACGUCUGAGCAACUCUCAGAACAUGAAGCCUCCGUCAAUCGCACCAGGUAUGGCGUCAGUAGUGGCGACGAGGAAGAUCCUUUUGCGUACGACAAUUCCAAGGAAACUCUAUACCAGCAGCUGUAUGGUUUCGGAAAUGGCGGCCGCAGAAUGAAAGCAAGGUUGCAGGACGCGUCGAGGCCAUAUUCGUGCCCUUUUAGGAAGAGGAACCCGGUGAUGUUCAAUGUUCGCGACCACGAGCAUUGCGCCAAGAGGCCAUUCUUCGGCAUAGCGGAGUUGAAGCGUCAUAUCAGGACUUACCACAGAGCAUGCGUGUCGCCACAUUCAUGUCCGCGGUGCAAAGCAGGCUUCGAGAAUUCGUCGGAUUUGGCUGACCAUCUCAUGGUACCUGUGGAGCAGAUGUGCGAGCCUAACAAUGCUGCCUCGGACAAUGUGAUCGAGGAUGGAAUCACCGAAGAGAUGGAUCGGACUCUUGCAGAUCGAACUCCGAGAAAGGGUGUGCACUCUUGGGAACAGAUCUGGAAGCUUCUUUUCCCACAGGAUGUGUCUGAUUUAGAUUCAGAAUAUCUCCCCGUGGUCGAGAUGGUCGAGAUGGAGCAGAAGCUGGACGACAGUCAGAACGAGCUUAGGGCGGACCUUAGUGAAAGCCUCCGAAAGCUGCUGCCUGAGCAGUCCGAAGACGUGUGUUUCUUCCUGGCCGGCCAGUUCCAGCUUGUGUUUGAGCAGCACAGGGCAAAAGUGAACAGGAAGUGCCGCAUCAGCGCCAGCGGGGGCAGCAUUCCGUCGAGCGCGACCGAAAAGACCAAGAGCGAUUCUUCGCGGCUAUCACGGUUCUCGAUGCGCAAUUUCGACCCGAGCAGCCUGAAGGCCCCGACCGUACACUCUCGGAGUGCAAGCCAGCAGUCGUCGCCAAAGUCCCAGGGGCGGCGGCAGUCGCAGACUCAGGUGGUCCCGCCGAGGACGACCGUUUCGCCGGCCAGCUCCUCGUCCUCGGUGUACUCACAGGACGCAGUACCCGCGGCUUCUAGCAGAUCCAGGCCAGCGACGCGAUCGAGCACCUUCAGCAUGAGCGGCAUGCAGGUCGAGAGCCCGCGCCUGCCGUUUAAAGACUGGGUGCAGGGCGUCAAGUUCAACACCACCAACAACGAGGACAAAAACUACCAGCGCGACUCAGGCCUGGCCAUGGAUCAAUGUGAAGUCUGCCAGAUGGAACCAUGCCAGUGCGAGAGCUACAACGGCUACGCAGAUCAACUGUCGGCCUUUAUGACCCCGGCGACGACUCAGCCUCCAGGCCUGGCAGUUCCGUACUCCGGGAUGAGUCAAGUGAGCGAGCAGGAUGAGGAGGUGGACUGGGCAGCGCAGUACGGGAACCAGACCUUGACUCCCGGCAUGUCCGGACCUGGCCCGAGGCUGCAGAUGAAGGGUAGCAGGAUGGGGCUUAAUUCGCAAAAUGUUCAGGCGAACAGGCUGGCACCGGCGACUGGGCAGGCCCAUCACGAGUUCAUCUAA